ACUAGGCGGCAGCUGGCAGAUAUGAUUAGAACGCAACUGCGCAUGUCCAAGUGACAUUAUUCAACAAACAUGGCGGCGCCCUUCAUAACAGCAGCCAGGGCAGCACUGAAAGGUGUGCACCUUUCUCCAUGUCGCUGGCUCCCGACUUCCAGGAGUCACACCCCGGCACUGUAUCAGUGUCUGCGGCUGAAUGCUCCACAAUGUCGGCCGCUCCAUGUCUCCCCUGCUGCCUCCCUGUGCAGCUCCAGGACAGAGACACAGAGGAGCACCCAGCCUCACACCACAGCCAGUACCAAGCCAGGUGACAAGAAAGCAGCCGAGGAAGAGGAGGAGGAGGAGGAAGACGAGGGUCCUGAGUAUAUCCCCAAGAGGAAAGCAAAGAACCCCAUGAUGAAGAUAGGUUAUGCCUGGAUGAUUGGCCUCCCCUCAGGUGUCAUCGGCUUCGUGUUGGCCAAGAGGGAAGUAGACAAGAACCGCCUGAAGCAGCUUAAGAUACGACAGAGGAUGAAGAGGUCCAACGAGGGAGACUAUGACGGAAGUCGCUACCGCAAUCAUCCUGCAGAGAACGUUAAACCAGACCAAUAAUGUACAUGCAGGGCUGCGGGGAUUUGCAUCAAAUCCUGAAUGUCACUGAACCCUUCACUGCAGGACGAAAGACUCAGCAGAGACAAAUGCUUCAUGAGUUCAAACAUCCAGUGAUGCUGUUGAGAUGUUGAGAAGUAUGUGAAUGUUUCCUCUUGAGGAAGGUGCUGGAGAUGAAGGAGUGAAUGAGCUGGUGACUGAGCCUUUAAUCAGGACAGCAGGAUCACAGUGUGUACAGGGAAUUCUGCUUUUGAACUACUGACUUGCUUUAUCAUGAUAUUUUGGAGUAAAUGACUAUGAUCAAGCUGAACUAGUUCGUCCAGUAGAUCAGAACAACCAUCAGCUUUGAAACGGUGAUAAUGGCCGUGACAUCAUCCAAAUGGGAACAUGUGCCCUGAGCAAAGCAGGUCCUCAAAAAGUGUCACUUAGAUUGAUUUAUGAACUUUUGAACACAAUGUGACCUUCUCUCUUUAGUCAUUAUGAUUAUUUUUUAACCACAAACAGCUGCAUCAACGUUCAUUUAAAGCCAACAGACUGCAUUGACCUCUCCCUCUUUGCAUCACUGUGUGACUUGUGUGUUUCACAGAAACUGUGUUGGAUCCAAAAUAACCAUUUAAAAGACACAACACAAACAAGCUCUCUGACUGAGGCAGCUUUGACAAGCAACCCCUGUUUCCUGUAGCAGAAAAAUGACUGUAUUCUUUAGAGAAACCGAUAUCAAAGCUGUGAUGGUAUCAAGAAAGCAUCCCACUCUUAAACAAAGAGCUCUAUCUCUGUAGGGAUCUUUUCUGUAAUACUGUGACACAUUCAGAAUACAAAUCUGAACCUGAAGUGACAUAAUGAGCUCACUAAGCGGGCAGACUUUGAUCAGGUGCAUUAGCCCCCAAAGAUUAUUUUGUAGCACGACAGUCUGCUACCAGCUGGAGAAAAUACUGGAGCAGUUCCAAAUUGCUUAAAACCCAAGCGGCAACCUCCGGUCUCACAAUUUGAAGCCCAUGCUGAAGUGUUAUAAACUGCAGUUCAUUGAGCGUCUGCUUGAGGCUGACUGCAGAAACACAGGAAACCACAUACACACCCAUUCAAAAAAGCUGAUUCAGAAGAUUUUAAGAUUACGAGUUUUGCCCAUUUAAGGACAUGACUGACUUGAUUGACAGGCGGGAACACUGUAGCUGUUGGCAAGGAGGCUCAAAGCCCGCCUCUUUAUGUCACACUAGCUCGACAGAAGUUAGGUUGAGUACAGCAUUUCCAAUAUGGCUCCUGCCGACUAUUGGCUUCAAAACAGCGCUUCAGGACAGAUGGGUAACGUCAUCGAUACUACGUCCAUUACUAACAUUAUUUAUACAGUCUAUAAUUAACCCCCUUGAGUUAUUUACAAGUGUUUUAAAAAAGUUCCAUGGUUUAAAACAUCUGGAAUUGCCCUUAAAGGUUGAACCUGUAAAAUGAUCACAUAUUCUAAUCCAUGAGAUGAUUGUUCUAUAAAUGCAGCAGAGGAAAUAAAUGUUUAUUUAUAAUUGUUGCUCAGUUUUUAUUUAUAUAACUCUGAUUUAUAACACAAUGAAAACAGCAGGUGUAGACUUUACUCUUUGUUUAUAUAGUGUGGAUUUGUAAAUAACCACUGGUACAACAUAUGAAGUUUAAGAAGCACAUAGAAACUCACAAAUACAAAUCUUUAUUUGAUAAUAAAAAGCAACAAAUCA
Messenger RNA from Notolabrus celidotus (New Zealand spotty), 2279 nucleotides. RefSeq names its product DUF4748 domain-containing protein. The record is from RefSeq and is a predicted model, not a curated record. Bases 70 to 585 code for a protein of 171 amino acids. The transcript has 3 exons. Lineage: Eukaryota; Metazoa; Chordata; Actinopteri; Labriformes; Labridae.